This is a messenger RNA of Thamnophis sirtalis, 2619 nucleotides long. The record is from RefSeq and is a predicted model, not a curated record. NCBI's taxonomy places the organism in Eukaryota, Metazoa, Chordata, Lepidosauria, Squamata, Natricidae.
UAGUUAAUUGUUCUCAUUGUUAGGAAGUUUCUCCUUCAUUCCAAGUUGCUUCUCUCCUUUGAUUCUCCCAGUUCACUUUCACUUUGUCUGCAACGGCACGUGGAUGUUACCCCACACCUACACUCUGAAGGGGUUGCGGAUGGUUGCAAACAGUUGUGUAGGGGAAGGCGAGAGACAUCCAAACGGCAAAAUGGAGCCGCUGGAGGAGAGACUGGCCCACGAAGGGUGGAGACAUCAACAUUUUCACAACGUGGCAGACAGAGGCUACAAGAGGCAGGAGACAGCAGCCCAUUCGGGGAGAGAAAUUGGAAGAGCUUUGGAGGAGGAUCCAACCCGAUGCAGAGAAAAGUGGAAGCAGCUGCGGGACAAAUUUGCCAGGCUGAAAAAAAGAAUGAAAACAAAGAGCAGGGAUCCAGGACCGCCGGCCCACUCUUUAAUGCUGUCCUGGCUGGAAGGAUUUGUAAAACUCUGGGAAACCCAAGUGAAUGUCAACGGUGCUGCAACGGAGCCUGAGGAUGCCACGCCAGGGCCUCUAGAGAAAGACUCCUUGGAUUCAACCUUGAAUAUGGAGGACAUCUCAUUCACAUCACACCUCGCAUCCAAGCAUUCGGGUGUCUUCUCACUGCACAGUAGCGACGAUGAUGAGGAUGAAGCACCAGUCUCCCAGUCGAGAAAAAGGAGGAAGAAGAUGGGAAAGGAUGAGAUACUGGAUGCUUUGGUCACUCUACGCCGGGAGCAACUUCAGACUACGAUGAUGACACUGUUGAAUCCCGAUAACGGCCGUCGUAACGAUGAAUACACAACUUUUGCUCUGGCUGUUGCGGAUUCUUUGCGGAAACUUCCGCCCGAACAUGUGGAAGCCACAAAAUCCCAGCUCUUCAUUGUGCUUGCUGAUGCACAUUCCCAAGUGACAAAACCCAGCGGAACUGGGGGUACAGAUCCCACGGAACUUCUUCAGACAACUGUGGAACUGGGGAGUUUUUCCACUGACCCAGGAAUGACUGCUAGGCCGCUCAGCCAGCAAAGCUUUUCUAUCUCAGUCCAGGAGCUCCAGCCAGAAAUAAAUGCUGAGGACCAGGAGGCAGAAGCAGCUGACAAACCUGAGCAGAAAGCGGAAGACGGAGAAGGAAAUAGCCACCCCCUUUCCCAGCACCCCACUGAAAGCGAGCUAAGGACUUCGUGCAGUUUGGGGCAGAGUUCAGCCACUGAGCCUGAGCAGGAGUGCCGGUAUUCCUUGGAAACAGUGGCGUUUUCUCCUCCACCCUUGGAAUUUAGAGAAUCCCCAAAUUGUUUGGAAGCCGAAGCUGAGGAAGAGAAAAUGCUGGAGACCCAGAUCAGCUUCAGCGGGGAAAUGUCCCCCAGCUUCGCUGACCCCGUGAAAGAAAACCGGGAGCUCGGACUUGAAGAGGAGAGCCUGAACGGGGAGACCCAAGGCAGCCAGGAUGAAAAAGUAAGAAGACCUCUGGCAGACAUCAAUUCCUCCACGCCAAUACAGGAACCAUUGGGCGGAGUGAAGAUCCAACAUGGGAAGGAGACCACCCAAGAAGGUGACUUCCUGGGAAAGGGGCCAGGUUCAGGAUCAGAAAACUCAACGCUGGAAUCUAAGGAUGGUUUUCAGCUAGAAAAACCGAAGGAGAUAAACCCCGAUGGGAAAUUAUUGGAAAGAGCCCUGGGGACACUCAUCCAAGGCCCCAACGGUCAGGAGAGUCUCGAAAUUGAGCAGGACAUGGUCAGCUUACCGGAGGUAAAGUCUGACUUAGCCUUGUUUUGUGACGAGGUCUCUGCAAACGGACCCGCGAAAACCCUCCAAGGAAGAGAGGCCAGUUUUGAUCUCUCUGGAAAUCUCCAGCCAAGAGCCGAUCCUUCGGAGAGUCAAAAUGCGCCGAUGGAAAAUGAACGGAUCUAUAAAUGCUCCUAUUGUGGGAAGUGCUUCGAGGAGAGCGACUCAUUGGUGACCCACGAGAGAGCUCACAUAGCAGAGAAGAUUUACAGGUGCUCCCAGUGCGAGAAACACUUCUCUCACCGGCUCGACCUUCUGACCCACCAAAGAAACCACCAGCGGGAGAAGCCGCACCAGUGCGAACGGGACUGCGCCAAAUGCCACAGGCAGAGGACUUGCCCAAGGGCAACCCACCGAGCGCGGCCUGGAGAGCAAGCUUGCCAGUGCCCAGUUUGCGGGGAACGUUUCACCUGGAAAUCCAACCUUAUCAGACACCGGAGAAUCCACACGGGAGAGAAACCCUAUCGUUGCGCUGAGUGUGGGAAAAGCUACACCCGUAAGAAUGCACUUGACAGACAUAAAAGGAUCCACGUGGGAGAGAAAGCUCAUGAAGUCGGUGCUCCGAGCAUGGGGCAAGCAUCAGUGUUGGUUCUGUUAGGUAAGCUCCCCGUUAGGAGAACGAGUGCGUGCAGAGAAGCGUAGUGAGAGUUGUGUGGAAGAAACGCAUAAACCAGCAUAUGGAGACACUGAAUUGUAAAACAGAUAGUAUUUUACUGCUGUGGAAAUAGAGGUAUGCAGAGUCCAAUUCAUAUACGAUUAAGACAGUCAGACAUCAACGUUCGCAGUUAAGGUGUGAUCCAUCAAACACAGUCCAGUAUCAUAUAAUCAGUUCAGCACAC